GAUGGAUAUGUGACUUGUAUAAGUGCAUGUGUUGUGUUCUCUCCAUGUAGAGAGAUGGAGUUGAUAGACCGUAACGUUUAUGUCUUACAUCCAGACUAAAACAAAGCAAGCAUUGUCCAGCCACUUUGACGGUUCAUCUAAAAAGGAGACAUGGUGCAUGUCAUUAUUCACACAAUUGAAGUCCAAGCUUAAUAAACCAUACUUGAUAAUUAGUUUAUCGCUAAUUAUUGUAAUUCAAGCAGAUGAUAUGUCUUUUUUGAAAUAUGCAGAAUAAAAAUGUAUUGGAUUUAUAGUGUUCUCUGGUUCAGUUCCGUGCCUCUGGUUAGCUUGUCUUUCACUGAAUGCGGCGAAGAACUGUCUGCUCCGUACGGAGACAUUGUCUCCCCUGAUUAUCCCAGCUCUUACCCAGAUAAUGCACUGUGCAAUUGGCUUAUCACAGUUCAAGAGAAUGAUACGAUAAAUCUGAGAUUUCGUCACCUAGAUUUAGAAAGAUAUCCAAACCAAAAUUGUAAAGACUACAUCAUGGUCUACGAUGGUGCUAGUACGGCUUCCCCAAUCAUUGGGCUUGCUUACUGCGGUUACAGCGAUCCCGAGGAGACUCAGAACAUUAGGAUUAAAUCUACAAGUAACCACCUGUACCUGGUGUUUCGUUCCGACAACGACACGUCUACUGCUGGUUUUAGUGCUUUUUACUGGGUAAAAGAGUGUGCUAACUGGACCUACGGUGAAAAGUGCAGUAACCCAUGUCAGUGUAAUAGAGACAACACCUUGUCAUGUGACAGGGUCACGGGUCAAUGCUUGUGUUAUUCAAACUGGACUUCUAGCAAUUGUAGUGAAGACGUUAACGAAUGUUCACUGGACCAGCCACCCUGUGACCCUGCAAAAGACCAUUCUGCCUGUCAAAACUCUUAUGGCACUUUUGAAUGUGUUUGCGUUCAGGGUCAUGAACAAGUCAAUGUCACAUUUUGUAAAGAGUGUGGUGAAAUUCUAAGAGAACCCAGCGGAAAGAUAGUUUCUCACAGACAUCAUGGCUGGAUAGAUCCAAAUCAAGAUGAAUGUUAUUGGACCAUUAUUGCUCCUGUAGGCUUUGUAGUGUCAAUUAGAUUGACCAGCCUUGAUUUAUUUGUUGCUGAUGACCACAUAAUAACGCCUGGAGCAGUAAAACUCUUCGAUGACAACAGCAGUGAUGGAGAACUUUUGGCCAAGUUUUAUGGGAAACCAAACGGCUGUGUGCCUGCUGGUAUUUUGAGAUCUUCGGGGAAUGAACUGCACAUUGCGAGGUCUCCAGCAUAUGAUGAGUAUGGACAGGGAUUCUCUUCUGAGGGAUUUGAGUUGAUCUACUGGACACACGAAUGUCAGCCCUUCACCUAUGGAGAUACUUGUACUAGGCAGUGUGAAUGUGUACAGAACAAUACCGCACGUUGUGACAGUGUCACUGGUCAGUGUAUAUGUUUUAACGGGUGGACUUCCUCGGACUGUUCACUGGAUAUUGAUGAGUGCUGUGAGGAUUCACAGAUAUGUCCUGAUUACUCAGAGUGCCUAAACACUCAUGGAAGCUAUGACUGUGUCUGUUAUGUUGGACUAGAGUUGAGUGAAUGCGGUCAGUGUGAAGUACCACUAAAUGCAACGUGUACGAACAGAACCUGCUCUCACAUCUGUGCUAAGCUCCUUUCUAACUCAACUGAACCAUUGGAACUAUGUUAUUGUCCAAUCGGAAUGCAGCUAUACGGAGAUGAAUGUCUUGGCUGUCCACCCUUUCAUUAUGGUGCAGACGUUUGUAACAUGACCUGCAGUUGUGACCAGGAUAAAUCUGAAAGCUGUGAUAGUCAGACAGGUGAAUGUGUGUGUAGACCUGGUUGGACAUCAGCCAGCUGUUCAGUAGACGUAGACGAGUGUCAAGAUCCGUCAAUAUGUUCUGAUCUUUACUCUACAUGUGUCAAUACUGCAGGCAGCUAUAUAUGUCAGUGUUUUGAUGGAAUGGUCAAAAACUUACUUGGACAGUGUGAAGUCUCAACGCAAUGCCAACGAUUGAAUUGCUCUGAUAUCUGCAUCGGAUCUGCUGAUAACAGCACACACGAAAUCUGUUCUUGUCCUAAAGGGAAGAAACUUGAUAGUUUGGAUACAACAAAAUGUUUUGAAUGUGCUGAUUGGUUCUAUGGUGAAAAUUGUCAACAUCAGUGUUACUGUAACGAAACAAACACACAGUCCUGUGACAAAGUGACUGGUCAGUGCCUGUGUUAUUCUAACUGGACGUCGUGCUCCUGCAGUGAGGACGUCGAUGAAUGCUCCAGUGAGACGUCCCCUUGCAACACUCCAGAGGACCCUUCAGUUUGCAGUAAUGUGGAGGGUUCUUUUCAGUGUCUUUGUCUUCAAGGCUUUGAACAGUUCAAUCAAACUUACUGUGAUGAUUGUGGUAAAAUAAUUAUGGAGCCCAGUGGUCAGAUUAUUUCUACAAGACACGGGGGAUUGUUGAAUCCGUACCUUGAUGAGUGUAGCUGGACUAUUGUUGCACCCGAAGGUCAAGUGGUCACUGUAAGAUUUGAUAGGUUAGAGCUACACUACUCUGAUGAGAUAAAACCAGGCUCAGUCAAACUAUAUGAUGGUACUAGCAGCGAGGAAGAGCUUCUGGCUAAGUUUUAUGGGAAACCAGGGAACUGCAUUCCUGUUGAUAUUAUUAGAUCAACUGGGAAUGCUAUGUUCAUUGCAAGGACUCCUGCAUCUAGCCAUUCAGGGCAAGGUUUUCACACUGAUGGAUUUCAAUUGACGUACUGGACACAUGAGUGUGACCCAAUGACGUACGGAGAGAGUUGUACGAAUCCUUGUACAUGUGUACAGAAUAAUACCGCACGUUGUGACAGUGUGACUGGUCAGUGUACAUGUUUAGACGGGUGGACCUCAUCAGACUGUUCACAAGACAUAGAUGAGUGCUCUGAGAAUCCACUGCUGUGUCCUGAUUACUCACAGUGUCAAAACACUAAUGGAAGCUACGACUGUGUCUGUUAUUAUGGGCUACAGAUGAGUGAAUGCGGUCAAUGUGAAGUGGUUCCUACCAUGGCUUGUACAAACAGACAGUGUUCACACAUUUGUGUCAAGGACAACUCUAUACACUCGACUAGUUUACUGUGUUACUGUCCCAUUGGGAUGAAACUGGACGGCGAUCAAUGUUUUGCCUGUGGUAACAAUACCUAUGGACCAGAAUGUUCCAGAUAUUGUGAAUGUGUUGAAAACCAGACUUUGUCAUGUGAUACUAGAACAGGGGAUUGCAACUGUUUACCUUUCUGGAAAGGAAGCUAUUGUUCACUAGAUUAUGAUGUUUGUACUACUGAAGGAUCAAGUGAUGAAUGCCAGGAACAUGCUGUUUGUACUUUCACCCAUCAGACAGAAUACAGAUGUCGUUGUUGCCAAAAAGAGGGAUACAUAGAGUCUGAGAAUGGCACUUGUGUUUUGAAAACUACUAUUUGUGGUGAUAAACUUACCGGUCAUAGUGGUACAUUCAACUCCCCAAACUUUCCAUUUCCAUAUCCUGAUGAUUCUACUUGUUUCUGGUCCAUCGCGGUUAAAGAUAAUCUUGUAAUUGAUUUAAGGUUUGAUGACUUGGAUUUGGAGAGUUACUGGAACCAGAAUUGUAAGGACUAUAUUGUUAUCUAUGAUGGACCAAGUGCAGAGUUUCCAAUACUAGGCCCUGUCUACUGUGGCUUUAGGAGCCAGUUUGAAGUAUUGGAUUUACACAUUAGAUCCACGAGUAAUAAACUCUACAUCAUGUUUAGAUCAGAUGAGACAUUUGCAGGAUCAGGUUUUAAUGCAACAUAUUGGGCUCAUGACUGUCCACCUUUUCACUAUGGUGAGAAUGAGUGCAACACUAGCUGUGCUUGUGACCAAGAUCACUCAAUAAGUUGUGAUAGUCAGACAGGAGAAUGUCUGUGUCACACUGGCUGGGCUUCAGUCAGUUGUGCUGCAGAUGUUGAUGAGUGUCAAGAUAAUUCAGUGUGUCCUGAUCUUUACUCCACAUGUAUCAAUACUCCUGGAAGCUAUAUAUGUCAGUGUUUUGAUGGGAUGAUCAAGAACACAUCCGGACAAUGCCAAUCCUCUGCACCAUGUCACUUGUUGAAUUGUUCUGAUGCAUGCAUUGUGGCAACAAAUAAUUCUACAACUGAGAUGUGUCAAUGUCCUAAAGGAAAGAAAAUUGACAUUUUUGAUCCAACAAAAUGUAUUGAAUGUUCUGAAUGGUACUACGGUGAAAAUUGUCAACAUCAGUGCUACUGCGAUGUAAUGAAUACUCAGUCCUGUGACAAAGUGACUGGUCAAUGUCUGUGCUACUCCAACUGGACAUCCUGUACCUGCAGUGAAGAUGUAGACGAAUGUUCCCUGGAGAUAUCACCUUGUAGUACUUCAGACCAUUCAGUAUGUCGAAAUCUGGAUGGUUCCUUUGAGUGUGUUUGUCUUCAAGGCUUUGAAAAUGUAAAUGGAAUGUUUUGUGAGGAGUGUGGACAAACACUUACAGAGUUAUCAGGAAAGAUUAUUUCUGGCAGCCAUUAUGGAUUCUUUCAUACUCAAUUUGAUGAAUGUUCCUGGACUAUAAGUGUACCUCAAGGGCACAUAAUUUUCUUGAAUUUUACAAGAUUUCAACUGUAUCAUACAAGUUACAGUAAUGUCAGACCAGGUUUUAUUUUAAUCUAUGAUGGAGAUGAUUGCAAUGCUGACUUGCUGGCCACAUUGUAUGGAGAUUCAGAAGAUGUUGUGCCUACACAAGUUAUCAGAUCAACAGGAAAUAACAUGUAUAUCAUUAGGAUUCCUGCUUCAAGGCAUCACAAAUUUGGUUAUGAAACUAAAGGAUUUGAGGCUUUCUAUUGGUCUGAUGAUUGCACUGUCACAGCUGACGGCUCAAAGUGCAACCAAGAUUGUGCAUGCAUUGUAAACAACACUGACUAUUGUGAUGUCAAGACAGGAAACUGUGUAUGUAAGAUUGGCUGGACAUCUUCAGACUGCUCUGUAGACAUUGAUGAAUGCCUCAACACUGACACAGUUCUAUGCCCUGAGUUCUCUGUGUGCAUUAACACCAUUGGAGGAUUUUAUUGCAAGUGUAAAGAAGGAUUUAAGAUGAAUGCAUCCAACCAUUGUGAAGCAUUAACUAAUGUGUCCUGUACCACAAGGAACUGUUCUCAUUACUGUAUUUUGUCAUCACAAACCUUAUCCAACAUGACAGAAAUAUGUUACUGUCCUGAUGGCAUGAAACUACAGCAAGAUCUAUGUGUUGUUUGUAAUGAAAGUACCUGGGGACCUGAUUGUGUAAGGACAUGUGGAUGUGUGGUGAGCCACACUCUGCAUUGUGACCCUGUGAAUGGGAGCUGUCAGUGCCAAUCUGGAUGGACAGGAAGAUACUGCGAGCAAGACAAAGAUGAAUGCAGCAAUAGCACUAUAUCUAAUUGUGAACAAAUGUGUCUGAAUACACUUGGCGGCUACGUAUGCACAUGCUAUGAUGGAUACAUUGUCACUGAAAUUGAUGCCACUAAAUGUGAUAAGGUGACACACAGCUUCAUCAUCUUUACAUUUGACAUUGAUGUCUCCAGGAAAAAUUUUGAAGAAAAAUACAGUGAUGAUUACAAUAAAACUAAACUCUCUUUUGAAAAACAGCUAUUGAAAGUAUUGAAAUUGAAGAUGAGAUCAGUGGUGGCAGUUUAUAUAACAAAUCUAGAGAAAGGCAGUUUGAUUGUUUCUGCUGAUGUAGUUGUGAAUGAAGCUAUAAAUAGCAGCAAUACAUCUUUGAAUUCUGCACUGCAGCAGAUAGGCUCAGAAAUAUUCACAAUAGAUAACCAAACAGUUCUAAUUAGUCAUGUUUUAAGCAAUGGUGUUAUGAUUCAGUUCAAUGUUUGUGAAAACAGACUAAAGUAUAAUCCAUGUUCAGAAGAUGAAGAAUGUAUUGUAAUUGGAGACACCUCGUUUUGCAAACAUAAAGUUAUUAGUGACGACAGGCUUCUCUUGGGCUUGGCUAUUGGACUCCCACUCUUUGUAGGAUUUUGUACUGCCACUGUCAUUAUUAUUUGUUGCUAUGUGCGUAAGAGAAACAACACUAAGACAAGCGAAGAUUCUUUUCAUUUCAGUUACAGCUCAUACAGCGAGUCACUGUCAGCUGAUUUUGAAAUGGAUAGCACUAGAUUGAACACUGGCAGUUAUAAAAAACAUAGAUUGGAGUGAGAACUUUAAUUUCACCUCAUUCUUUUGUUAUUAUUAAGUAAGCAACUAUUAGCCAUUUUUUGUUAGUUAUUUUGUUAAUGAAAUAAUUAUCUUUUUUUUUAAAUAACUCCAUAGAAAUCAUAUUUUAAAAGGCUUACUACAAGAUACCUUUAAACUUCAAAAAGUACAAAAUGCAGACAUUUAUUGAUUAUUUUAAUAAUGGCAUGUAGUCCUAAUAAAGACAUAAUUUUUGUUUGAAAUUAUUUUUUUUUACACUUUAAAUGCCCUUUAAACUAUUUAAUAUAUUUUGGUAACCGUAUUUAAAAACGAAAAUGUAGAGUACUUUUUUCACAACAAGGGAUGCACAGGAGCAAAACUCCGGCCGAAUAGCCGGCCAUGUUCGGCUCCGGCUGAAUAUCGCUAGUUAGCUGGAUACUAGAAGAUGCAAUGUAGUAUAUAUCUGUCUAGCAUAGCAGUGUGGGUUUAUCUCCCCCCCCCCCACUUUUUUUUAUUUGUUUAGUCUAUCACAUUCAGUUUACAGAUAGACAGGUGACCACAUUAAGACAACAUGUGACAAUGUCUAGAGCUCACAUCUUAUAUGGGUAGUAUGUUUUCUAACUUGGAGAUAAACAACUUAUGACUAAAUAAACUUUUUAAAAAUAGAAUAAAGUCUGUAUUAGGGGUGCGCCGGAAAUUCGCUCCGGCUUCGGCUCCUGUCAUCCAGACAUUUUUCAAUAUUUGAACAUAUUCGGCUUUAGUCGAAAAUCAUUGACGGAUAUUAAAAAGGUACACCGUUGUAAGCCUAUAAUUCUAAUAUAUUGUUAGGCGCCUCCGCGAUAAGUCUUUUCCAGAUAAGUCAAACGGAGGUAACACUUAAAUACUGAAACAACGCAGGUGAGAGGCCAACUUAGGGUAAUCGACAUUGAAAAAUGAUGUUGAACAAGAAGUUGGAUACUUAGUAAAUGAACCGUCGAAUGUCGUCAAAGUAAAUCUUCGUCAAUAAAAUCCUGCCAAUAUUCAUAAUGUAGGCAUGAUUCAAUAAUGACAAUUCUGAAAUACAUUAACGUCUAUGUUUCAAAUAAAAGAAUGUGCUUUUAAAAUUAUGAAUACUCACCAAACAUUGUAGUACAAUGACAAGGUGUGUUAAUCUAAACAGAAACUUUACAUUCUCAAUUCCCAUUACAGCCAUAGCGGCGAUGGCUGGCAUAUUUUUACAUUUUGUUUUGACAUUUGAGUGGGCUAGUUAACAUGUAAUAUUCCUUAACGAAGUAUUCCUUAACUACGUCACGAUGACCAGACAUCUUUAUAGAAGUAGAGAUGAGCAACCCCACCUUCUUUUGUUUGUUAUGUCCAUAACAUUGAGUUUAUAGACACACAAGUGACCACAUUAAGCCAGAUUUCAACAUGUUGACACUGUCUAGAGGUCAUACCUUAUGAGGAAACUGAAUUUGUUUACUUGGAGAAUAAAAUAUUAUUGCGCUGGACUACAAGCCACACCUCUACACCGUUAACCUGGUAUGAUUUUGUUUACUUGGAGAUAAGUUGUCAAUUAAAAGGCUGCACUACAAGCUACAUCUCUAAACUGUAAAUCGGGUAAUGAGUUUAUUUACUUGGUGAUAUGUCAAUUAGGGGGCUGGACUACAAGCCACACCUCUACACGGUUACCAAGAUUGCUAACUUGGAGAUAAAUGUCAAUUAGAAGGUUGGGCAUAAAACACACACCUAAAAGUGUGAUUGUUUGCUACACUAAAACCAAGAGUAUAUUAUUAUAUUUCAUAACUUAGUAAGCCAGUAACUAAUUUUAAUGUGCAUAGAAACAAGAAUGAUUUGUGUAUAUUAGCAUAGAAGACACUGACCAGGAAAAGAUCUAUUUUUAAAGGGAGAGCCCAACCCCCAACUCUUUAUUUGUUUAGUCCAUGACACUUAAUGUAUUUAUAGACAUUGUCCAUUUUUCGACCAAAAUGGAUAAACGUAAAUUGUUACGAAAUAUUGACGCUGUCCAGAGGUCACUAGAUGAUAACACUAAGUUUGUUUACUUGGGGAGAAAUGUCAAUUAGCCACGCUGAACUACGGAAAGAUUGUUCAGCCUCGCUGGACGAAUUAUCAAUGAAUAUAUUCCUAAACUUAUGCCAGACAAUGCUGAAAAACGUAUUUUUCUGAAAUAUAAUUCAACUUUAAUGUAACAACUAAUGAAUUCUGUUGAAACUUAGAUCUUGUCAUAUACAUUUAUUUUAUUUUGUUUUGCUUUAAUACUUUAACUUUUAAAUGAUGUAUAUAUUAUUAUUAGAUGAUUAUAUUCAAUCAGCAUAAAGUAUUAUUUUGUCAAUAAAUAUCACUGUUGACAUACUUUU
Molecule: messenger RNA, 8522 nt
Organism: Biomphalaria glabrata
Lineage: Eukaryota; Metazoa; Mollusca; Gastropoda; Planorbidae
Product: multiple epidermal growth factor-like domains protein 6
Exons: 34
Coding region: 277-6192 (1971 amino acids)
Molecular function (GO): calcium ion binding
Source: RefSeq, a predicted model, not a curated record